Molecule: messenger RNA, 852 nt
Organism: Hippocampus zosterae (dwarf seahorse)
Lineage: Eukaryota; Metazoa; Chordata; Actinopteri; Syngnathiformes; Syngnathidae
Exons: 2
Biological process (GO): very long-chain fatty acid biosynthetic process
Molecular function (GO): oxidoreductase activity, acting on the CH-CH group of donors
Source: RefSeq, a predicted model, not a curated record
AUGAAGUUGAUCAUCAGGCCCAAGAAGGGCAGCUCCUUUGAGUUGGACCUUUCUGAGUGUCAGAACGGAACGGUCCGCGACCUCAAGGUUGCGCUCAAGGUCGAGCUCUCAGACCUAAACCAGCCACUAAACACGCUGGACAUGGCGGACCAGGACGAGGUGGAACUCAAGGACCUGGGGUCGCAGAUGCUGUGGCGGAGUGUGUUCUACAUGUAGUACCUGGGACCGAUCCUGACCUACUCCGCGAUGUAUCUUCUAGGUAACAAGCCGUACUCCUUUUCACAGAACGUGGUGUUCGCCUUGGGGGUCAUGCACUACUCCAAACGCAUCCUCGAGACCUGCUUCGUCCAUGUCUUCAGCAGGGACAGCAUGCCCUUCCAUCGGGCCCUCAUCAACUUCUUCCACUACUGGAUCCUCUUCGGUGCCUCUGUGGGCUACGAGAUGUUCGUGCACGGCAAUGAUCCCGACUACGCGCAGCCCAAGGUCAUCUUCAUGGCCGGGCUGUGGCUGGUCUUCCAGUUCAUGAACUUCAGGUGCCACCAGCACUUGGCCUCCUUCCGGAAGGUUAAGCCCAAAACCGAAACGCCUUCCGGCGAGUACGUUAAUCCUGCCAAGCGUCGGGCAAUCCCCUCGGGCUGGGGUUUCGACUACGUGUCUUGCGCGAACUACAUGUGGGAAAGCUUCGGAUGGAUAACCUUUUCGGUGCUGAGCAGAAGCUACGCGGCCUACUUCUUCACGUUCUGCUCGGUGGCGCAGAUGCUGCAGUGGGCGCUCAAGAAGCACGCGGCCUACAAGAAGGAGUUCUCGGCCUACAGCAAGAGUCGGAAGGCCAUGUUCCCCUUCCUGAUAUGA